AUCGGUUGGUGAUACCUUGACAUUUCUCCUAUAUAUAUAUAUUGGCAAGCUUAUAUAUAGCUAUCCUGAUAAAAAUCUCCAUCAGCCUCGCCUGCAAAAUGGAAACUUGGUUCAUUAUCAUCAUCAGCCUCCUCAUCUCUGCUCUCAUCAAAGCUCUUUUCAGCAUUUUCUUUCAAUCCAAGAAGCACAGCCUCCCUCCAAAUCCUGUUAACUUCCCAAUAAUCCGCAACAUUUUAUGGUUCAGGAAAUCCUUCUCUGAGCUCGAGCCGAUCAUUCGCUCCUUCCAUAAAGACAUCGGCCCUAUAAUCACUCUCCAUAUCGGCUUUUAUCCCAACAUCUUCAUCGCUGAUCACUCACUUGCCCACCAAGCCUUAGUCCAAAACGGGGCAAUUUUCGCUGACAGACCACGAGCUCUUGCUGCUAAUAAUGUUGGUUUGUCUGUUUACGGUCCUACUUGGCGUCUUUUACGCAGAAAUCUUAUGUCCGAGAUCCUCCAUACUUCGCGCGUUAAGUCAUACUCUCAUGCUCGCAAAUGGGUGCUUGAAAUCCUCCUAAACCGCUUUAAAUCGCAGUCAGAAUGUGGUCAUCCUGUUCUUGUUGCAGAUAAUUUUCAAUAUGCCAUGUUCUGUUUAUUAGUGCUAAUGUGUUUUGGAGACAAGCUUGACCAGAAACAGAUUGAGGAAAUACAGAGAGUAGAAGAAUUGUUGUUUGCAAAUUUUGAAAGAUUGGAGAUACUCAAUUUGUGGCCAAGUGUGACCAAGAUUCUGUUUCGGAAACGCUGGUCAGAGUUCUUGCAGCUUGAAAAGGAAAGAGAAGAUGUCAUAAUUCCACUGAUAAGAGCAAGAAAGAGCUUGAAAGAAGAGAGACAAAGCAAGAACUCUGAGGACCAAAAAGAUGACAAUGAGUAUGUCUUGUCGUAUGUUGAUACCUUGUUAGAUCUACAACUUCCUGAUGAGAAAAGAAAGCUCACAGAGAAGGAAAUGGUGGUUUUAUGCAAUGAGUUUCUCAAUGCGGGCACAGACACUGCAACCUCAUCGUUGCAAUGGAUCAUGGCAAAUUUGGUUAAGUACCCACAUAUUCAAGAAAAGUUGUUUAUGGAGAUUAAAGGGGUUGUUACUGAAGGCGAAGAAAUGGUAAAAGAAGAUGAUUUGCAAAAGAUGCCAUAUUUAAAAGCUGUAAUUUUAGAAGGGUUAAGGAGGCAUCCACCAGUACAUUUUACAAUUCCACAUGCUGUGACUGAAGAUGUAGUUUUGGAUAAAUAUGCAAUACCCAAAAAUGCCCAAAUAAAUUUCAUGGUAGCAGAUAUGGGGUUGGAUCCAAAGGUGUGGGAGGAUCCCAUGGCCUUCAAGCCUGAGAGAUUCAUCAGUGGUGACAUUAAUGGUGCUGGGGGAGAAGUGUUUGAUAUAACAGGAAGCAGGGAGAUUAAGAUGAUGCCAUUUGGUGUGGGAAGGAGGAUUUGCCCUGCAUAUGGAUUGGCAAUUCUUCAGUUGGAGUAUUUUGUGGCUAAUUUAGUUUGGAGUUUUGAAUGGAAAGCUAUUGAUGGAGAUGAUGUUGACUUGUCUGAGGUGCUGGACUUUAUAGUGAAUAUGAAGAAUCCAUUACAAGCUCAUAUUUCACCUAGAUUAAACAGAGGUUUUUGAACCUCAGUCUUGAUUAUUGAAGAUAUUCAAAUUAUGAGUGAUGAUAAGAAUAAUUGUAAAUUAUUAAGUGAUGGGUCCUUUUUUCUUGGAAAAUUCGGGUUGUAUAAAAUCGAUCCAUGAUUGACACA
Messenger RNA from Ricinus communis (castor bean), 1768 nucleotides. Its product is annotated as cytochrome P450 89A2. NCBI's taxonomy places the organism in Eukaryota, Viridiplantae, Streptophyta, Magnoliopsida, Malpighiales, Euphorbiaceae. Gene Ontology annotation, molecular function: oxidoreductase activity, acting on paired donors, with incorporation or reduction of molecular oxygen, NAD(P)H as one donor, and incorporation of one atom of oxygen; iron ion binding; heme binding. Bases 99 to 1640 code for a protein of 513 amino acids. The record is from RefSeq and is a predicted model, not a curated record. Gene Ontology annotation, cellular component: membrane. The transcript has a single exon.